UCAGAUCACGUGACCCAACGGUAGCUCCGCCCACCGCCAGCUACAGGAGCUGCUGCUGUUUACACUCAGUGUGCCAGAGCUGUGUGUUUUUCUCCACAAAUCUCCACUGCCAAAUUCUCCCUCAUUAUGGGGGACAAGGCAGGCACCAGGGUAUUCAAGAAGUCCAGUCCAAAUUGCAAGCUUACAGUAUAUUUGGGGAAAAGAGAUUUUGUGGACCAUCUAGAUCAUGUGGACCCUGUUGAUGGCGUGAUUCUGGUCGACCCUGAAUAUCUCAAAGAUAGAAAAGUAUUUGUGACCUUAACCUGUGCUUUCCGGUAUGGCCGUGAGGACCUUGACGUUCUAGGGCUCUCCUUCCGAAAAGAUCUUUACAUCUACACUUUUCAGGCCUAUCCUCCCAUUCCAGAGGAUUCCAAGCCCAACAGUCGUCUGCAGGAGAGGCUUUUGAAGAAACUAGGACAGAAUGCCUAUCCUUUCCAUUUCAGUAUACCACAAAACUUGCCAUGCUCUGUUACUCUGCAGCCUGGGCCUGAGGACACAGGAAAGGCCUGUGGUGUGGAUUUUGAGAUCAGGGCUUUCUGUGCCAAAACGAUGGAAGAGAAGAACCACAAAAGGAAUUCAGUGCGUCUAGUGAUACGCAAAGUCCAGUAUGCUCCGGAGAAACCCGGCCCACAGCCGAUGGUGGAAACAACGAGGAGUUUCCUCAUGUCAGACCGGUCUUUACACCUAGAGGCUUCACUAGAUAAAGAGCUGUAUUACCAUGGGGAACCCAUCAGUGUUAACGUCCAUGUCACCAAUAACUCAACCAAGACUGUCAAAAGGGUUAAAAUAUCAGUACGACAGUAUGCUGAUAUCUGUCUCUUCAGUACAGCACAGUACAAAUGUCCAGUGGCUCAGAUAGAGGCAGAUGAUCAGGUGGCAUCCAGCUCUACUUUUUGUAAAGUGUACACACUUACACCCACUCUCAACAACAAUCGAGAGAAGAGAGGACUGGCGCUGGACGGAAAACUCAAACAUGAGGACACCAACCUGGCGUCCAGUACUAUUGUGAAAGAUGUGAGUAACAAGGAAGUUCUGGGUGUCCUGGUGUCCUAUCGGGUCAAAGUCAAGCUGGUGGUCUCCCGUGGAGGGCUUUUAAGCAGCUUGCUGGAGAGGGACGUCUCAGUGGAACUGCCUUUUGUCUUAAUGCAUCAAAAACCCACAGAUUCCACCUUUUUACAUUCAACCUCAGCUGCUCCAAUGUUGGAUCCACCAAUUGACACCAACUUGAUAGAGUUCGACACAAACAGCAGUUUAACCCCAGAUGACGACAUUGUAUUUGAGGACUUUGCUCGCUUGCGGUUAAAAGGAAUAAUCGACAAGGAAGAGGACUGCUGAAUUUAUCAUCUCGUUCAUCAAGAGCAGAAACGCUUCUCAUCAGAUUGUGCAGCUCAUCUCCUAAAGGGUGUAACAAUGAAACGAUUCUCAUCUCAUUACGACAGAAGCAGUAUUGGGGUAUUUUACUGAAAACUGGAGAAAAGUAAAAGACUUAUUAAUAUACAUUUGAAAAGCUAAUGAAGGAAGGGAUUCCAGGGAAUUUCGUACAUUUUUGCGUAAGCAUGUGAAAAUUAUAUCUCAUAUUGUGCCAGCUCUUAUGUCAUGGACGGCAAGCCAGUUUGUAAAGAUGGUGAAAUAUGCUCCAUAUUUAUUACUUUACAGAGACGGUCAUGUGAUCUAUGUACAGUUUGGACAGAUGGAUGGUUUCGUGGACAUGGGCUGUGCAUGUUUCUCAGUGCUGCUGUGAGGAUCAUAUGCGAUUGAGCACAUAUUGUUUUACUGCAGGAUGUAAAUAUAUGAAAGUGCUUUUAAUUUGUUUGACUGCUGCAUUGGUUUUAAAAAAAGUAAAUGUAUAGAAAUUUAACAUCCCUCAGGAGAAAGGAAAGUAGUUGUGUUAUUACAAAUUUCAUACAUACAGAAUACACUGUUUGCCAUUUUAUUUUUCUCUUAAAACUGAAUUUUUAUUUAAUUUUCUAAAAUAAAACUAAUAGAAA
This is a messenger RNA of Cyprinus carpio (common carp), 2027 nucleotides long. RefSeq names its product arrestin red cell-like. Gene Ontology annotation, biological process: positive regulation of ERK1 and ERK2 cascade; G protein-coupled receptor internalization; signal transduction. NCBI's taxonomy places the organism in Eukaryota, Metazoa, Chordata, Actinopteri, Cypriniformes, Cyprinidae. The record is from RefSeq and is a predicted model, not a curated record. Gene Ontology annotation, molecular function: angiotensin receptor binding. Gene Ontology annotation, cellular component: cytoplasm.